AUGAAUUCAUCUCUUUGUGAGAAUUGUAGCAGUCAUUUACAUACUGAUGAAACUUUGAUACUUUUAGUACGUUUAAUAUUACAAGGUUACAUCAGCUUUUUUAUUGGAAUAUGCGGUAUUGUUGGAAAUAUCAUUACAAUUAUUGUUUUGUGUUCAAAAACAAUGCGUACAACACCGACAAAUAUCUAUUUGACUGCUCUGUCGGCAUCAAAUAUAUUCUAUUUGUUAAUAUUUAUACCACAACAGUCACUUAAAUACAUGUUAGGCUAUAAAAUGUAUUUAAAUGAUAAACCAUUUCCAUACGAGUUGAUUAUUGCUCAAAUACCUAUGACAGCAAUAUCAAAUACAAUAUUAUUGUCAUUAAUUUUUCUAACUGUUGCUGUAUCGAUUGAUCGUCUAAUAUUUAUUAAAUAUCCAUUAAAAGCAGCAAGAAUAUGUACAAGACGAAAUACAUUAAUAGUUAUCUUUUUUAUUUAUGCUUUUUCAAUAAUUUACUGUAUACCAUAUUGGCUUGAACAAUAUUACGAUAGUGAAACACAAAGUUGUCGACUUACACCCAUUGGGAAAAAAAUAUACAAAUAUAUGCACAUUUACAUCUAUAUACCUGUUGUCAAUUUAAUUCCGUUCGUUACUUUAACCGCUAUUAAUUGUAUUAUUAUAAAAUCCUUAAUUGAAAUGAAUCGUAAAAAAUUGAGUCUAGGAGCUAAAAAGACAACAGAAAAUCAUAUAACCACUAUGCUAGUCACUGUUAUUAUUGUUUUCGUUGUAUGUCAAUCACCAACAUUAGUUCUUAACAUUUGGACAGCUAUUAGUUAUUCAACAGCAACUAAUACAAAAAGAUUUCAUAUUUUAAAUGCUAUUGUUUAUUUAUUAACAGUUGUUCAAUCUUCAACAAACUUUUUACUCUACUGUUUUUUUGGUCAAAAAUUUAGAAAUACUCUUAUUGCAAUAUUCUGUUCAUAUAAACAACAAAAGCCACGACAACAAUUACUUUCUGAUAAAAAAAUUCGAAUAAAUGAAUUAAAAUCAGUGCCACUAUUGAAUAAAACAUGUGAAACACAUUCAACUAGUAUUAACUGA
This is a messenger RNA of Didymodactylos carnosus, 1080 nucleotides long. NCBI's taxonomy places the organism in Eukaryota, Metazoa, Rotifera, Eurotatoria, Philodinida, Philodinidae. The record is from the annotation of a GenBank genome assembly.